UUGCUCAGCUUCAGCUGUGUUAAAAUGGCGGACGACGAAAUUGUCUACCCGAAUUCGCCUACGGCUAAUUGGAACUGUGGAUUGGAUUUUUAUUGCUUGGAUUGGGAAGAACACACCGUGGAUAGUUUCGAAACUCCAGAUCUCGUUCAUAAAAGAGUUACAGAGCUCCGCGAAGGAGGAUCGAUAUGGCGUAUGGAAAUUUUCGAUUAUGGAGCAUGGGCCAUCAGGUUUCGAAGAGCCUGUCCUGAAUUGCUUCGAGUCCCGUCGGUAUUUCAGUCUGAGCAGAGGAAAUUGGCCAGGUUGAUCUGUGAGAGACAGUAUGCGGCACGUCUCGAGGCUUUGAGUGAGGGGGUGGAGGAAGAUGAGGAGUAGGUGAAAAGGAGCAAUUGGGAAUGAGGUGAUAAAGAUAGAAACUGGAACGCGGAACCAAUUAGAAGCCAUAGAUUUCUAUUACUAUAAUUGAUUCAGAGAAGAUGUUGAAGGUGGUAGCAGCAAAGCCCAUGAGAGGGAGAAACUCUGAUGAUAUAUGAGGCAAAACUACGCAUCCAUGCAACCGUCGAGUACGAGGGUGUAGUCUGAGGGGCAAAUGGCAUCUUGACACCCCUUCCAACGCAAAUCACUCGAUCUGCCACCUCGCGAUUAAGACUCAGGAUCUAACAAUCUCCACAUCAGCAACGCAUACUCCCUCUCCGGCCGUGCAGACGACCACCUCAGCAAUGCAUACUCCCUCUCCACGGCCGUGCAGAAGACCACCUUAAACCGCAUCUUGUCUUCGCUCUCACGUAUGAAGUCCCGCAGCAACGUCCAUGCAGGUCGGACACGAACAAUCAUACU
Molecule: messenger RNA, 834 nt
Organism: Striga asiatica
Lineage: Eukaryota; Viridiplantae; Streptophyta; Magnoliopsida; Lamiales; Orobanchaceae
Source: the annotation of a GenBank genome assembly